AUGACGGCAAAAAUGAGGCAGGUAUUUGAAGAGGUAUCGAAUAUGCCCGAGAAAAGUGCCAUGUUGUUGUUCACAAAUAGAAAAUGCGACGUGGAUACAAUUGAGCGUCUCUUGCUGGAGAAGUCAAUUCCCUGCGCGGCAAUGCAUGGCGGACGUGAUCAGAUACAACGUGAAGAAGCGCUGAGUGCGUUGUGGAAGGGGCAAAUCAAAGUGCUUGUUGCAACGGAUGUUGCAUCGAGGGGCAUCGAUCUUCCAAAUAUAACGCAUGUGUUUAAUUUUGAUUUCCCAACGACUUUGGAGAUGUAUGUGCAUCGAGUAGGACGAACUGGAAGAGCCGGGAAAAGCGGCAAAUCGAUCACUCUUCUAACAAAACAAGAGGAUUAUCGAGCACCGGCACUGAUCAGUAUGCUUGAGAAAAACUCACAAGAUGUUCCUGAAGUUAGUUUGCUUACUAACAUCGAUUAG
Gongylonema pulchrum is the source of this 465-nucleotide messenger RNA. The record is from the annotation of a GenBank genome assembly. NCBI's taxonomy places the organism in Eukaryota, Metazoa, Nematoda, Chromadorea, Rhabditida, Gongylonematidae.